UGAAAAAGUUGUAGUUUGCUGCUGUGUGGGAUCGAAGUGAACAUCGGGACGUUUGGGGACACCGUUACCGACCAACUGAGGGGAGUGGAGCUGCACGUUACACCAAAAUGGCAACCCCCUAUGUGACAGAUGAAUCUGGGAAAUACAUUGCUGCCACUCAGCGACCUGAUGGAACAUGGCGGAAGCCGAGGCGGGUGAAGGACGGUUAUGUCCCUCAGGAAGAAGUACCAGUCUACGAAAACAAAUAUGUCAAGUUUUUCAAGAGCAAACCGGACCUGCCACCCGGUAUGAGCCAGCCUGAGGAAGCUCCGCUGAAGCAGCAGCAGAAGAUCCCCGGUUGCGGAGACAGCGAGACGGCCGGUCUCUCAAAGUCUGCCAAACGCAACAUGAAACGCAAAGAGAAGCGAAAACAGCAGCAGCACCCGGGCCAGGAUGGGGAUGCAGAUGUGGACUCUGUGAGCGAUGCCGUCGAGCACGUGUCCCUUUCAGAGGGCGGUGAGUCUUCAAACAAGACGGCGGCGGCGGCGGUUUCUGUCUCAUCCCCCGAUGAUUCGUCGGCAGCGGCUGAAAAGUCCAAGAAAAUCAAAAACCUGAAAAAGAAACUGCGACAAGUUGAGGAGCUGCAGCAGAAAGUGGACUCAGGGGAAAUACAGGAGCCGACAAAGGAUCAAUUGGAAAAGUUGGCUCGGGCCCACGCUAUACAGGUCGAGUUAGAGCAGCUCGAGAGAGAUUCUUGAAGCAAUAAAGAAAAGCAGAAGAAGUAGACGGACUAAACGUACAAACUACAUCCUGAACGACGGGGGAGGGACCUUUGAAGCUUUGUGGUCAUAGCUAUCAUCAAACAUAUUGUACCUAUUUGAUAUUCAUCAUGAACUUUGAAAGUGAACACAGUCACGGCGCCUUUCAUGCAGCGAAUGACGGGACGUUUACACAGCAGGCGUCACAUCUUCAGACCCGACGAACCUGUUUUUAGAUUUAGAUCUCUAUAUAAUGUUAAGACUCCUGCUCAUAGACAUGUAUCGGCCAGGCCACUCAUUUAUAAAUAUCUUUAAAAGACAACAUUGUGAGUUGUUUUGAACGUGUCUGUCGUUCCAUUUUGUACCGUUCAUGCCAUCAGGUAUUACUCACACAUUAAAUGAAAGAACACUUUUCUGUUAACUCUUACAUACUGUUCAUAUUCUGUACUUUCACAGUAGUAGGAUUCCAGCAUAACAAGUGUCAUAGUGUACAUAUGACAUGCAAUUUUGAACAACAGAUGUAUGUCUAAAUGGCCUGUCUGACAUGAAUAAAUAGAUGAUUAAUUCUUAAUCUUUCAGA
This is a messenger RNA of Acanthopagrus latus (yellowfin seabream), 1317 nucleotides long. It is a transcript of the gene pym1, whose product is annotated as PYM homolog 1, exon junction complex associated factor. Gene Ontology annotation, molecular function: RNA binding. The transcript is spliced from 3 exons. Gene Ontology annotation, biological process: exon-exon junction complex disassembly. Gene Ontology annotation, cellular component: cytoplasm; exon-exon junction complex. The record is from RefSeq and is a predicted model, not a curated record. Bases 108 to 737 code for a protein of 209 amino acids. Lineage: Eukaryota; Metazoa; Chordata; Actinopteri; Spariformes; Sparidae.